Haliotis rubra (blacklip abalone) is the source of this 1100-nucleotide messenger RNA. Its product is annotated as transcription factor Sox-14-like. The transcript has a single exon. The record is from RefSeq and is a predicted model, not a curated record. Gene Ontology annotation, molecular function: RNA polymerase II cis-regulatory region sequence-specific DNA binding; DNA-binding transcription factor activity, RNA polymerase II-specific. The coding region runs from base 159 to 968 and encodes 269 amino acids. NCBI's taxonomy places the organism in Eukaryota, Metazoa, Mollusca, Gastropoda, Lepetellida, Haliotidae. Gene Ontology annotation, biological process: cell differentiation; anatomical structure morphogenesis; regulation of DNA-templated transcription.
AUCUUUGAAGUGUCUUGCAGUUAGUUGUCUGUGGUACACCCCUGAACGUGGACUCGGUUUACAUUGUGCUUGUGGUUCGGUGUCAGACGUGGACUCUGGGUGGUAAACACCAGACUUGACACUAGCAGACGACACAGUGAGCAGACGACACUUUCAAAAUGAGCUCUCAAUCUCGUUCGGAGGAAUCACCAUCGCCUCCUCCUACAUCUGAAGUAUCAAGCAUGCCAAGCCUGUCGCUUUCUCCCGGACCUAAAAACAAUGAUCACGUGAAACGGCCUAUGAAUGCCUUCAUGGUUUGGUCUAGAGGACAGAGGAGAAAAAUGGCCCAGGAAAAUCCGAAAAUGCACAAUUCGGAGAUAAGCAAGCGUCUGGGUGCGGAGUGGAAGUUACUUAAUGAAGAGGAGAAGAGGCCGUUCAUUGAUGAAGCCAAGAGACUUCGAGCGCUGCAUAUGAAAGAGCACCCGGAUUAUAAGUACCGACCAAGACGGAAGCCCAAAUCUCUGUUGAAGAAGGACAAAUAUGCCUUCCCCAUCCCCAUGAUUCCGGGUAUGAACACCAGUGCCCUCAGCAGUAUGGCUCACAACUUCGCAUCUCUAUCAAGCCACCACGACUCUCUCUCCAGUGCUGCUCUCCUCAGUGAAAAAGCUCGAGCUUUUCUACCCCCUACCUCCACCCAUGGACUAUACCCCCAUCUCGACCCCACGGGCAAGAUGGAAAGCGGUAACCCCCUAGGACUACGGCACCCAGAGCUCCUGGGGAACCCUCUAUACAGCCCCUACCUCCACACCCACAAUUCGGCUAUGGGAUUACCUCCGGCUGCUCAUGGGGGCUCCCAUUCCGGGUUACCGGGACAAUACCUCGUGCCAUGCUGUCCCCCGUCGUAUAUGCCAACCCAGGAUGUACACAGACCCGUGGCAUAUCUGUUAGUCAAACCAGAGGACCAUUUCCGACACCCAGCUGUCAUAUAAGUGACGAUUACUAACAGCUAUGUGAAUGAUCUCAAUCGGCCCGUGGUGAUAUCUUGGGUCUAUACCCGUGUCAAACAACCACAACUCGAUCGGGUGUCUGUACCCUCAAUACAACCAUAACAUUCGUUACUC